Eutrema salsugineum is the source of this 1440-nucleotide messenger RNA. RefSeq lists its product as uncharacterized. Gene Ontology annotation, molecular function: RNA nuclease activity. The transcript has 2 exons. The record is from RefSeq and is a predicted model, not a curated record. Bases 107 to 1204 code for a protein of 365 amino acids. Lineage: Eukaryota; Viridiplantae; Streptophyta; Magnoliopsida; Brassicales; Brassicaceae.
CUGACAUGCGAGUCACCGAAAUCUAGACUGGAAUCGAGUUGUAUAAAUCGGAUUCGGGUCGGGGUUUGGUUUGUAACCCGUGAUUUCGAAUUCUCCCUCUGUGAAUAUGAAGAUUCCGGCGAUGUUUUCGAGAUUCGUCCUUAGAAUUCGGAGACCAAUAACCCCUGUUAUGUCUCUCGAUUCAAUCAGAGGUUUUAGCUCGAUAAACCCUAAACCCACAAUCCGUGUGGCGGUUUUCUGGGAUCUAGACAACAAAUCACCGGCAUCUUUCCCGCCUUACGACGCGGCCGUCAAGCUCCGGACCGCCGCGUCGUCUUUCGGGUUCGUGAAGCUGAUGGUGGCUUAUGCGAACCGUCACGCCUUCAGCUACGUUCCCGUAGAGGUUCGAGAACAGAGGAAAGAGAGGAAAUUGCUGAACCAGCUGGAGAACAAGGGUUUAGUUAAACCUCCGGAUCCUUACUUCUGCGGCGUUUGCGACCGGAGAUUCUACACGAACGAGAAACUCAUCAGUCAUUUCCGGCAGAUUCACGAGACGGAGAAUCAGAAACGUAUGAGACAGAUUGAAUCUGCGAAAGGACACCAAAGAGUGAGGCUUGUGGCUAAGUACUCGAUGAAGUUGGAGAAGUAUAAACGAGCUGCGAGGAACAUUAUGACUCCUAAAGAAGGUUAUGGGUUAGCAGAUGAGCUGAAACGAGCUUGUUUUUGGGUGAAAAUGGUGAGUGAUAAGCCAGAAGCUGCAGAUAGAGCGUUGAAAGAACAUAUGGUGGACGUGAUGGAUAAGAGAGAAGUUGAAUGUGUGGUUCUUGUGUCUGAUGAUUCUGGUUUUGCAGAGAUUUUGUGGGAAGCCAAGGAGAGGUGUGUGAGAACAGUUGUGAUUGGGGAUUUGAACGAAGGGGCGUUGAAGAGAGUAGCUGAUGUUGCGUAUUCAUGGAAGGAAGUGGUGAUGGGGAAGGCGAAGAAGGAAGUUGAGAAGGUUGUGGGCAAGUGGAAGGAUAGAGAUGUGUUGAAGAAGCUGGAGUGGACUUAUGAUCCUGCUUUAGAGAAAGAGAAAAGUUCUUGCGGCGUUUGGGAUUACGAGUUUGAUUAUGAUGAUGAUGAGAUUGAGAAUGGAACAGAGGUAGAACCUGUGGAGAUUCGAGAUGGUGGUGAUUGGUGGGAGAUGGAUAAUGGAGAUGGUGUUGGAUCUUCAAGACCUUGUCGAUAACAUCAUAGCAUUGUUGGGAUUGGUUCCACGGAGGAAGAUAGAUCACUAGAAAGCUAACGAACAACUUUUAUAUAGUUUCUAGGGCAUUAACAUGGUAUAUAGGUUCAUAAUUCUUCAGGCUACAAAACAAUCUUGUUGAAUCUGUCGGCAUAUUGCAUCAGUGACCGCAAAAGUAGAAGAUAUUCUUAUUAAGUGCAGCAUAGUAAGCUUUUUAUCUCAGUUUCUGUUCUCCUGCA